Molecule: messenger RNA, 3132 nt
Organism: Trichobilharzia regenti
Lineage: Eukaryota; Metazoa; Platyhelminthes; Trematoda; Strigeidida; Schistosomatidae
Source: the annotation of a GenBank genome assembly
AUAAAUCAAAUGAGAAUACACAGUGAGCUGUAAAAGUAUCGUCUAAGGAAGAUGUCUGAAUCUACACCUGAAAAAAUUAGAACUCAACGUGAUGCUAAUGAACAAGACGAAAUAAUAAUACCUGUCAGCAGAGAACAAAUGGACAGGGCGAUUGCUGCCUUUCCACAGAGUAAGCUGAACAGAAGCAGUUCAAAUGCGUCACUACUCAGGAUUCCACAGAGGGAAGAACGAUCAGAUUCUGACGUGAGUAUAUCAAUAGUCAAAAGAUUACGCGAACUUCGUACAAAAUUCACCAAUCGAAUAGAGAUAAUAAAAGCUAAAGAAAUUGAUAAGGCUGAAGUUUCUGAAAGUGAAUCUGAAGAAGAAGAAACUGGUACAGAUCCAACGAAAUCCGAUGAAAAAGAACUUCAGCUGGGUGGUGAAUUUGUCACUAAAGAAGUUGUUGAAAAGUCAAUCCCAUGGUGGAAAAGGUAUCCUAAUCGACUACUGAUAAUACGACAGCCCUUAUGCCUGAUGUGUUUGAGUACAAAUCGAAAAUAUUUCAUCUCUAAACCUCAGCUACCAUGUAUCAGUAUUCAGUGUACAAAUACAGAGAAUAAACAGGUGAAAGUUGAAGAAGGCAUCAAAUCACCUGAACAAGAAAAUGAACAAUCUGAAGUCAUAGGGCAAGUAGAUAUCCAACUUAAACAGAUUUCAAUCCCACUACCAGCAUGGUUAGUAGGCCUUAAAGAUGUGUUCAGUGCAACGAUAUCACCAUACAGCAAUCUAUACCUCGGAUGGUUGGGUUUCCUGUUGAUAGCCGUUUUAUACAAUUAUAUAACAAUACCGUUUCGUGAAGCCUUCAAUAUUUAUGACGAUGAAGACAAUACAACUUUAUGGUAUACUCUAAAUUCCAUAAUGGAUACAAUUUACUUAUUGGAUAUUGUGUUGAUAAAACCACGUGUAGAAUUUUUGGAUAGUGGUAUUGUUAAGACAGAUUUUAAAUCGUGUGGAAUGAACUAUUUAAAAAGUCUGCAAUUUAAAAUUGACAUGGCAUCAAUUAUUCCGCUGGAUUUAUUUUCACUGUUGUAUGAAAAGGAUAUGGCACGUUUUCGAGUUCUACGUUUAUUGAAGGUUCAAGCAUUUUGGGAAGCAUUUGAAAAAUUGGAUCAACGUCUUAACGCUGGUUAUGCAGUACGACUUGCCCGGACAAUAAUUUACAUGUUAUAUAUUAUACAUAUAGAAACGUGUGGUUAUUAUCUGUUCAAUCGAUGGGAAGGUUUAGGUUCAACAUCUUGGACAAUUCAACCAGGUCAGAUUUCACCUUAUGUAUACGCAUUCUAUGUGUGUAUGAAAACUGCAACUUCAAUUGGAUCAUUACCGUCAGCAACAAAUAGUUAUGAAUUUUUAUUUAUGACAUGUUAUUGGUUAAGUGGAAUCCUGGUGUCCGCCAUUCUUAUUGGUCAGGUGAUUGAUAUAUUAGACUCAGCAAGUGCAAAUAAAGUGAAUUAUCGUAAGAUAAUGGAUGCCACAUUAUCAUCUAUGCAACAUUUGCAUGCACCAGAACAUGUUGUGAAUAAAGUUCGCAGUUGGUUCAUGUAUAAUUGGGAUCAACAAAAAACAUUUGAUGAAAACUCGUUGUUCGAAUCUUUACCGAUAAAGCUGAAAAGUGAUUUAGCCAUCAGUGUACAUUAUCAUACAUUAAGUAAAGUGUCUUUAUUUCAGAACUGUGAAAAAGCCCUAAUCUAUGAUAUGAUACUGAAACUGAAACCAGUAGUAUUUCUGCCCAUGGAUUAUAUUUGUCGAAAGGGUGAAGUCGGCAAAGAAAUGUAUAUUGUGAAAAGUGGUAUGGUCGAAGUUGUCGGUGGGCCAAAUAAUUCAAUUGUAUUUGUUACACUUAAGGAAGGCAGUGUGUUCGGUGAAAUAAGCUUACUAGCUUUAUCUGGAAAGAACAGGCGAACAGCUGAUGUCCGAUCGAAAGGAUUUUCAACACUUUUCAGUUUAUCAAAACAAGACUUUGAAGAAAUAAUGAAAAAUUAUCCACAAGCACAUGAAUUAUUGAAAAAACGAUCACAACGAAUGCUCAAUCGAGAUAAGAAAAAUGCAAAAGAUGGAGCAAAGAAGGAGAAGAAAAAGAAAAUGCAAAAAGAAAUCAGUCUUGAAGCUAAUGAUGAUGAUGCCGCAAUAGAAGUUAUACCUGAACGACCUGCCACUCCAAAAUUAGUAGAAACAGUUGUCAAGGCUAUUGAAUCUAUUUACCCGGAUAAACCGAUAACAAAACGAUUGAAGGGGAGUUUUUCUGAUGAGUCGGGAAAACGCCGUCAAUCCAGUUAUUUUAUAUCACCAAAAUAUCAUUUGGGCAGUGUAAAGUCAUCAAAUUCAAGUGAAAAGGAGCUUGAACGGUCUGGUGUUAAUGUCAAGGAAUCUGAACUAAACACUAUCAAUAAAACAGAUAACAACACAUUGAGUGUACCAGGUGAACCGCCGAAUCAAAACUUGCUCAGCACCACUUCAAAUGAAGACGCUAAUGUCAAAAAUGACAACAAUAAUAAUAGUAAUAAUAAUAAUAACAAUAAUAAAGAUAAGUACUAUGAUGAUGACGAGGAGGACGAAGAUAGUGAUGAGUGUGACGACUUCGAUGAAAAUAUUGCACAUGAAAAAGUAACUCAACAAUGGAUCAAUUUAUUAUCAGUUGACCGCAAUCCUAUAAAACGAAUCACAAGUUAUUUUCCGCAUAUAUGUUAACAAAUCAAAUUAACACUAGUGUAUUGAACAGACCAAAUACCGGCAUUCAAGAUGUUGAGUCGAAUUGAAGAAAAUGAGUACAGAACAUGCAUUAGUUGCGAAUUUGUUUUACAAACAACAAAAAAUGCACAUACAUAUAUAUACACAGACAGUAGUGUAUAAUUACCAGGGCUAUUGUUUACUCAUUAGACGUAUUAAUCACGAGAUGUUGUUGUUGAUGAUGAUGAUAAUGGUCAUGAUCUUGUUGUUUACCUUGGUUCUGUCUUAAAUCCACAUAUUUCAAAAGUGUUUCACGUACAGAUAGGUGCAAUUUUCGUCAUAAUGAAAAAUAAUACUAGAAAAAUUAUUGUAAAUUCGUCAGAUUAGAAUUAAUUAGUUACCAAUCAUUGCUGUUAUUAUUUGUGUGCA